UUUCUGGUCUGUGUUUCUGUGAACCGGAUGUAGAAAACAGGUCACGAUGGCGGAAGUUGGAUCCAUGCAAGAUGAGGCCCGUAAAAGAAAGGAACGUCUACUGUCCAUGAAAAGAAAGGGAACAUCAACUGGUAUACAGGAUGACAAUGAACCCUCAGAGAAAGUACAAGCCGAAGAUGGUAGUGAAAAGCUACCUAAGCCAGUAUUUAGGAGCUAUAAACCGAUGGAUGAGCAGUUGAAAGAAAAUACACUCCCAACAGCAGAUCCAGUUGAAGUCGUUGGUCAAGUGUCUGAACAGUUAAAAGCUGGAGUUCCUCAGCCAACAGUGGAAGAAGUGGAUUUGGCUACUUUAGCGCCAAGAAAACCUGACUGGGAUCUGAAGAGAGACAUUGCUAAAAAAUUAGAAAAAUUGGAGAAGAGAACUCAAAGAGCUAUAGCUGAAUUGAUAAGGGAAAGGUUGCAGACUGGGGAGAGUGACCUAGCAACAGCUGUAAAUGCCAAUGCAGAUGCUGGACCACAGGAUGACGAGGAUGAUGAUUGA
Molecule: messenger RNA, 541 nt
Organism: Owenia fusiformis
Lineage: Eukaryota; Metazoa; Annelida; Polychaeta; Sabellida; Oweniidae
Source: the annotation of a GenBank genome assembly